AUGGAAUUUCUCCCACCAGCUGAUGCCGAUCCGACCAUCAGCAAGAGCAGCGACUCUUUUACACGGGUGAGACUAGCCUGGUAUUAUCGGCCAGGCGACGUCAGCGAGCGAACUGUGGCGGACAACCGCGUCCUGCUCGCCGCGAUCUACUCGGAGGUCUGCGACAUCACUCAGCUCCGCUCUAAAUGCCACGUCAUUCAUCGGGACAAGAUAUCUGAUUUGGCUGGCUGGAAAAAGCGUCCCGAUCGGUUCUACUUCACAAGGCUUUUUGAUCCCUACAUCAAGAAGGAAUUCGAAGUCAUUCCAUCUACAGCAGUCAAGAAUGUACCUCCUGAGGUACGGGAGCCGCUGAUCAGUCGCUACGAAUACGUCGUCGCCGAAAAGGAGGUGGUGUCGGAUCUCAUAGACGACAUCAGGCUGUGCGAAACAUGCAGACAAUGGACUCCAAAUCCCGAGGCUGUCCAGUGCGAUCGAUGCAAGAAAUACUUUCAUAUGGGAUGUGUUUCGCCACCUUUGGCGUCGAAACCCUCCAGGGGCUACGGAUGGACAUGCGCACCUUGUGCCCAAGAGCACAACGAUGUGGUGGUGGAUAAUCAUGGCCCGCGUCAUGGGACUCCUGGCGGGGCAAAACCGAGGACGACCGUGCCGGCGACGCGUGGGCGCGGACGACCCCGCAAAGACCGAGCCCAAGCGGAACGCGAGGAGAACAUGGAGAUCAAGCACUUCCGGAUGUGGCCCUUCCGAUAUUUUGGGCAGUAUACGGUCGCGCAGGACACCAUAGACGAGGAUGAUUUCAUCUUCCCUCGCGCGGCGACACGCGUCGGCGCCAAAUACCAAGCGACAGUCCCUCCGGCGCCGGGUCCAAGUUCCAUUCCAAUUCCAACGCCGGAUAUGCCAGAGCGAGGUGGAGACGACACGAUCGAGGUUCUGAGCAUGGUCGUUCACAUGAAGGAGGAACACGUGGAAAAACAUAAGGACUGGAUGACCAUGAGGCUCGAGCGACUUCAUCAAGUUGCUUGGCUGACAGAAGCCAUCCGUCGAUUAAGUGAAGCAUGGAUGAUUGAUCCUCGGAAGAUGUCGGCCGUGGAUAUGAGAAACCCCGUUCGCGUAGAAAAGUGGAAGAAAACCGAGACUCGGUGCGUCGACAAGGACUUUAGUAUCAAGGAAUGCGCGGCAUUCGAGGAAGCGAUGAAGAAGCACGGCGCCGAGCUCCGCGCUGUGCGUGACGAAGUGCGCACCCGGACUAUGCCCGAGAUAGUUCGGUACUAUGGCGUGUGGAAGAACGGCAAAUUGCGUGAAGAACAUCGACUCAAGGACGCCGGUCAUGUAGUCAAGAAAGAGGAUACUAUACAAUCAGACGACGAAGGGUCCAUUGUUAAGCGAUUGACGAAGGGCAACAGCAACUGUGCCGCAUGCCGCACCAAGGAAUCCCCUGUAUGGUGGAAAGCACCUAAGGGUCUCGCCACCAACGUUCUAUGCGAUAACUGUGGGAUGGGCUGGCGCAAAUAUGCCGACCUGAAUGUUCGUGCGAUUCGCGAGGACCCCCCACCCUCAACUACUAAGGGCAAGGCUGCCGAGAACAAGCGCGACGGGACUCCUUUGACCGCACCGCCUGCGAAGCGAGCACGGGUAUCAUCCACUCCCCCUCCCAAUGUUCCACAUCUACGCUGUGUCGCAUGUAAGCGUAAUGGACCUGUCGGAAAGGUCCUUAAAUGCCAGCAGUGCGGCUUUCAAUGCCAUGCGGGCGACUUUGCUCAUCGGUUAUCAGGAUGUUGCGGUGCCUCGAUAGACCCAGCGAAGAUUGACACAUGGGUAUGUGAUCUCUGCGAGAAUGUGAAAUCUCAGGAGUCAUCCUUGAAUACCCAUUGUAUUCUCUGUCCUCGCGUGCCACCCGCCAAACGGCAGGAGGAUGUCAAUCCCCCCUCCGAUUCAUACUUUCGAGCCUUGAAACCCACUGAGGGUCAGAACUGGGCGCAUGUGCUCUGUGCAGUUUUCGCACCAGAGACCUCGUUCACGGAUGUUGAACGACUACGGCUGAUAGAAGGUAUUAGCGCCAUUCCGCCUUCUCGGUGGUUUGCGGAAUGCAGCAUAUGCCACUCUUCCGGGGGUGCUUCGUUCCGUUGCUUCGACUGCACACGAGAGUUCCACAUAUCCUGCGCCUGGAAGGCGGGGUAUUCUCUAGGGUUCGAGUUCGUGCCUGUCAGUGACACACAUAAGAAUCGAGACGUCGUCGUCAGCUUCAGGGGCGAGACAGGCUUCAUGUCCCCAGUUAUUCGUUGCCCCCAACACUCCCAUGACAAGACGCAGCGAGAGAUAUUUGGACUAUGUGAAAUGGAUGACAACGGAGAGACGGCUUUGCAGGUGUACUGCAAAAACUACAAGCGCGUGCAAACUGAUCAGUCGUACGGUCUUUUGCGCAAGGCUCGGAGGCUGGACGAUCUGUUGACGGAGACGGACCCUCAGGUGAACGGGCAACGUACCCCAGCCGACGACUCCGGACCGUCAUGCGCAUCUUGUCACACACGAUUCUCGCCAUCUUUUCAUCCCACAGCCGGGAAUUUGGGUUCGGGGAGUUUGCUGUGCCAUAAAUGCUACUUCAAGCCUCCUAAUGGCGUCAAUGGGGACGCCUCCGUUGCUAUAGCAUGA
Molecule: messenger RNA, 2646 nt
Organism: Punctularia strigosozonata HHB-11173 SS5
Lineage: Eukaryota; Fungi; Basidiomycota; Agaricomycetes; Corticiales; Punctulariaceae
Exons: 14
Coding region: 1-2646 (881 amino acids)
Biological process (GO): histone catabolic process
Cellular component (GO): Lid2 complex
Molecular function (GO): zinc ion binding; chromatin binding; ubiquitin-protein transferase activity
Source: RefSeq, a predicted model, not a curated record